Hibiscus syriacus is the source of this 1737-nucleotide messenger RNA. RefSeq lists its product as uncharacterized. The coding region runs from base 248 to 1264 and encodes 338 amino acids. The transcript has 3 exons. NCBI's taxonomy places the organism in Eukaryota, Viridiplantae, Streptophyta, Magnoliopsida, Malvales, Malvaceae. Gene Ontology annotation, biological process: response to red or far red light; negative gravitropism. The record is from RefSeq and is a predicted model, not a curated record.
UUGAAAGAAGAGGAUCGGAGAAAGUUACCUAUCUUCUAAUUAUCAAAAAAAAAAAAAAGUUCCCUAUCUUCUGCAAAACAUUUCCUUCGUUAAAACUUAAAAGACCAAAAUCGUUUGUUGGAACGGAGGCGAACGGAAUUGUCUUCUACAGUCAACACCAUAUUCCUAAGUUUCUCUCUUUCUCUGCAUUUCGCUCUCAAGAUCUUUGCAAUCCCAAAAAGAAGCAAAAUUCUUUUUGGGAAAUCGAAUGGCACCUGGCGAGGGUAUUGACUUGUCAACGUUGCAGUCACAGCUAAGUGAAACUCAUGAAAUGGAAAGACACAAACGCCAGGUAGAUUUUCUGCAAGACAAAAUUACAGAGUUAAAGGCUUGCAUACAGGGGUCGGAGGAGGAAUCAAAGGAGGUAGAUGUUCUUUGGCGAAGGGUGAAAACUACUGCUACAUUAUUGACUUACUUGAAAUCAAAAGCAAGAGUAAUGGCAGUUCCUGAUUUGGCCCAUAAGUCAUGUGGCAUAAAACUAAUGGAAGGGGUGGGGCUUGUGGAUAAGGAAGGUAUACCGUUGUCUGGAUGGUCAAGGAGCUCUGAUCUCUCUUCGUUUGACUAUUUAGAUGAGGAAACCUGGCUUGGAAUUAGUAAAAAACAAGGUUCUUUGGAUGAACAAGAUGGAGCUUAUAUUGGUGAAUUAAUCAAAUCUGUGCAAAUGGUCACGGAUGUAAUGGAAGUUCUUGUUAAGAGGUUCAUCAUGGCAGAAUCUGAAACUGCUAUUGAGAAAGAGAAAGUAACUUUGGGUCAGGCAGAAAUUAGAAGAAAAGCAUUCCAAAUUGAGAAUAUGUCUUUAAAGUUGGAAGAGAUGGAAAGUUUUGCAAUGGGAACAAAUAAUAUUCUUAAUGAAAUGAGGCAGAGGGUUGAGGACUUGGUUCAAGAAACUUCUAUACAGAGGCAACAGGCUGCUGAAAAUGAGCACGAACUUUCUCGUGUAAAGCAGGAUUUUGAGUCUUUGAAAUCUUAUGUUAGCAGUCUCAUUAGUUCUAGAGAAACUCUUCUUUCAUCGGAGAAGCAAUUCCAAACUAUUGAGAGGCUUUUUGAACGGCUAGUUGCUAAGACAACACAGCUAGAGAGUGAGAAAAAGCAGAAGGAUGAUGAUGUUCAAAAACUUAUGGAAGAGAAUGUAAGGCUGGCUGCACUUCUCGACAAGAAAGAAGCUCAACUUUUGGCCAUGAAUGAACAAUGCAAAGUAAUGGCCCUAAACUCUUCAAAUAUAUGAUAUGAUCUCAUUUUCCAUCUCGUUCUACUGUCUGUCGGACUGCGGUUCCUGGUUUCUUAGUGCCAGCUGGCUAGAUGAUCAGCCAGAUAAAUAUAGGGUGGUACAAGUAAUGCCGCGUAGGUGUAUUUGUCACCAGUACUCUCUUGAAGAGAGCAUGGAACUUGAAUUAGUGCCAUUGCUGGGCUUUCGUAAAUUGAACCGGUAUGUGUGGAUGCUUCUUGUUGUGCUAUCAGCACACAAAUUCGGUGUUUGACGUUGAAGUUUAAAUUGCCAAACUUUUCUGUAAAGGCAAGUUAUCUAGAUGUGAUUGUCUAACCACCGACCUUUUCAUUUCAGCUUAAAAUUAUAAUGCUCUGUUCUGAUACAGAAACACGGUGAAUCUGUUUUAGGCCGGAACUGGAUGAUAAACUGUGUUUUUCAUGCUUAUUAAGAUGGAUGGCUUGGAUGAGAUGAGUUGAAAAGUGCUUGGAAUU